ACCAGGGCGGAUCUACGCAGAUCAAGUGCUUUAUACUUCGUGUGACGUCUUGGAAACACGGCAUCGCACCGCAAGCACCGCGCCCCAACCCUAAAAAGUUGCGUUGGGAAGGGCUUCGCGAUUCCCUCUAUGCUUCUCUCCGUCGUCUUCUUCCGUAUGUAGUUUGCGAUGAGGGCGGUAACUGGAACCGUGAUCUCCUCGAAGCGUAUCUCCCUCUCGAAGGCCUCCGCUGUCGUCUCCCGCUUCGCUGCCAACCAGAACGCCGCCCGCCCGGAGGUGGCAGCUUACGUCCGCCGCACCUCCGCGGCCUUCGACGAGCUCGUCCGCUUCCACCGCGAGAUUCGAGCCGCUCGCAAAGGAUCAGAUAUCGAGAAGCCGAUCGCGAAGGAGGGGGAGGCGGAGGAGGAGCUGAAGAAGAACAAGAGUAGGAAGAGGAGCAGAGAUGAACCCGAAUUUGUCAAUGACGGAACCCUAAGAGUUGGAGGCUAUAAAGAGGUCGAGGAUGGAGGUAGAGAUCGUCGUGGGGGCGGGGUUGGGAGUGAUGGGGAGGGAGAGAAAAAGAAGAGGAGGAAGAAGGCCGAUGAGGAAAGGGGCUACGUUGCUAUAAAGGAUGAGAAAGUUCCGGUGAGCAAUGGGAAUUUGGUGGAACCAGGGAGGGAUUAUGGAGAUGGAGCAGAGUUACGGAAAGAUGGGAAGAGAAGAAAGAAGAAGAUGAAGGUCGAUGUGAGGGAAACAAGCAGUCCUGGCAGGAAAGUUAAGCAAGAACCAGAGAUGGAGGAAGAAAGACAUCGGCACAGGAAGAAGAAAGAAAAGGAGAAUCGCAAAGGAGAUCAGAAAGAGGAAAUUCCUGCAGGAGUUGUAGAUCGAAAACAUAGAAAAUCUUUAGAUGUUGGAGAAGAUUUAGGGGUUUUGAAGGAUGAACAGCAUAAGAAGAAAAAGAAGAAAAAUAGACCCGAAGAUUAGCAAAGAUGUAAUCUUCGAGUCACUUCAAUGGGGGCUAAUUAAUAGUUGAAUUUAGAAGGCACACAAUCGUAAAUUCGUAAUUGUUAUCUCAUCUGAAAUUAAAAGGGGAAUUGGACUUUUGAGUUCUGAUUUGAUGCAUCCAGAACGGCAAGCCUGGAGUGGAGACAGAUUAGGUUCCGUCAUAAGAAACUCCUCUAAUCUUGGAAACAUCAUGGUGCCCUGAUUCCUACAUCUGGCAAAUCCUAGAUAUAUGCCAUUGCUGGUUGAAGUUAUGCCUGAGCUAGCUGUCUCAGCCAACAUGAAGUCUUUGAGCCUACUUGUAUUGCCAUUGAUGAUAUUUGUGGAACCCUAUGGCGGCAGGUCUUAGAAAUUCCAUGUUGUGUGGCUGUCAACCUUUGUUCUAGCAAUUGAUAGGUAGCAACUCUUGUGGUCUAUUUAUAUUGAUCUCUGUUGCUGAACUCUGGGAUCAUAUACUCGAGUUCUAAGAAUCCCCAUGUUAUUGUUACCUGAUGUCCUAAUCCGGAAGUUGCUGCCAACUGCCUUUUUCGUAAA
Musa acuminata subsp. malaccensis (wild Malaysian banana) is the source of this 1515-nucleotide messenger RNA. RefSeq lists its product as uncharacterized. The record is from RefSeq and is a predicted model, not a curated record. NCBI's taxonomy places the organism in Eukaryota, Viridiplantae, Streptophyta, Magnoliopsida, Zingiberales, Musaceae.